Messenger RNA from Amaranthus tricolor (Joseph's coat), 1754 nucleotides. RefSeq lists its product as uncharacterized. Gene Ontology annotation, cellular component: chloroplast. NCBI's taxonomy places the organism in Eukaryota, Viridiplantae, Streptophyta, Magnoliopsida, Caryophyllales, Amaranthaceae. The record is from RefSeq and is a predicted model, not a curated record. The coding region runs from base 269 to 1372 and encodes 367 amino acids. The transcript is spliced from 5 exons.
AUACUUGAUUUUUAGCCUUGCUUUUAUUGCUUAAAAAGUUAAAGUAGAGCAACCUACAAAAACCAGAACACAAGCUUGCUUUGCCAAAAGUAAAUUCCUUGUCGUUUGUGCACGGAAACAUUUUGUAUAAAAUUUUAAACAUCCGAAAUUUUCUUUGCAUUUCGAUCAUUCUAAAAAUCUACUUACCAAUAUAAAAUUCGUACAAAUGUCUCUUUAAAUCUUUGUAUGAAAAGUCAAAUGGGUAUUUUGUUUCUCAACUGAUUUGAGCAUGGCAGUGGAAGUUAAUGGUUCUUUCUCUAGCUUUGUUUCUUCUCUAUCUCUCCCUUUUGAAUGUAGACGAAACUGCCUGAUAAGCUUAAGCUCAAGAUCAAUUGAAACGAAACUGUACAAGAAGCAUUUAACAACUACUAAAGUUCAGCCGUGGGAGUUCAGGAAUAGGUUAUUUAAACCACUGGACUUUUGGAGAAGAAAAUGUUUACCAAUUAUAUCCGAAGAUUUCAUUUCAGAAGUGAUAGAGGUGAAUAUUUCAGAGACUAGAGAGUUGCCUCAAGAGUUUUCCGGUCAGUUGGAUGAUGAAGACGUCUCUUCUACUUAUUUGGAGGAGCAGGCUGGAGGAGGAGGAGGAAAGCCUGGAUUUGUUUCAUUUUAUAGCCUUAAGUGUGCAAAAGAGAAAGUUGUUCCUUCACCUAGUGUGAGGAAGAAUCAGAACAGCCUUUUAUGGUUUGCUGGCCCAGCCGUUCUUUUUGCCUCAUUCAUUCUUCCCUCACUGUAUUUGCGCAGGAUAAUUUCUCUUAUAUUUGAAGAUUCCCUCUUGACAGAUUUCCUCAUAUUAUUUUUCACAGAGGCUAUCUUCUACUGUGGGGUUGCAGUUUUCCUUCUUCUAAUGCACUCUUUCUGUAGUCCUGGUAAAAACGUUCCUGCUACCAGCAGUUAUGAAAUGCUAACCUCUCAGAUAGGGUAUCGUAUUUCGUCUGUUGCCGUUUUGGUGCUUAGUCUUAUUAUUUCAAUGGUGACUAUGGGUUUUGCUUGGCCGUGGACUGGUCCUGCAGCUUCAGCUACUUUAGCUCCCUACUUGGUUGGUAUUGUUGUACAGUUUGCAUUUGAACAGUAUGCAAAAUAUACAAAAUCACCUACAUGGCCUGUCAUUCCCGUUGUAUUUCAGGUGUAUAGAUUACAUCAACUAAAUCGAGCUGCACAACUGGUAACCGCUCUAUCUUUCACAGUUAGAGGGGUUGAAAUGACUCCACACAACUUGGCCAUCAAAAAUUCGUUGGGUACUCUGUUGAGCGUUCUCCAGAUUCUUGGCCUCAUCUGCAUUUGGUCUCUUUCUAGCUUCCUCAUGAGGUUUUUUCCUUCCUCAUCGGAGCAAUAAGUUCAGUUUACUGCCUUGCCCAUGUCACUAGCUUUCAAACGUGCCUAUAUAUUCUCGUGGAGAAAGCUAGUGCGAAAUUCUAUUGCUACAUUACAGUAUUUGUGCAAGUCACUUCAGGUUUUUAAGAGAUUGAGAUAGGAUGUUCCUCUGCAAACUUGUGGUUGGCAUGAUCGGUAAACAAGCUUUUCAGGACCGGACGCACUCUACCCGGAUCACCCAUUCCACCGAAAGAAUCAUAAUGGAAAGCAGUUAGGUAAAGAAGAAAAGAAAAGGGAUAGUAUCAUAGUAUGCUAUAUACUGCUUGUACAAUGUACAUAUACCUUGUUUGGUAUAAAUUACUGGCUAUUUGCCGAUUGCUUGCAUUGUGACGCUUUACUUUCUU